AUGGGUGUGCUGGGCUGGAAAUGGCACAGCCACAUCCCACACGAACUGACUUGCUGCUUUUUCAUCAACACCAGCCCCUCUGGGAUCACCUGCAGCUGCCAUAGUUGUGUUUCUCUUUCUCUCUCCUUUUUUCUAGCUGGUUUCCAGAAUGGAGGAGCCACUGUCAAUGGAGAUGUCUUUCAGGAGUCCAACGGCCCCACGGAUGCCUACGCAGCCAUAGCCAAAGCUGACCGGCUGACGCAGGAACCUGAGAGCAUCCGCAAAUGGAGGGAGGAGCAGAAGAAGCGCCUGGAGGAGCUGGGUGAGACCCAAGGUUGUGAAUGGCGUGAGAAGGCCAAGAAGGACCUGGAGGAGUGGAACCUGCGUCAGAAUGAGCAGGUGGAGAAGAACCGGGCAAACAACAGGAUCGCUGACAAAGCCUUUUACCAGCAGCCGGACGCCGAUGUCAUUGGCUAUGUGGCCUCAGAGGAAGCAUUCCUGAAGGAGUCCAAGGAGGAAACUCCAGGCUCUGAGUGGGAGAAGGUGGCCCAGCUCUGUGAUUUCAAUCCCAAGAGCAGCAAGCAGAGCAAGGAUGUCUCGCGGAUGCGCUCGGUGCUCAUCUCUCUCAAACAGACACCCCUGUCCCGCUAG
Molecule: messenger RNA, 630 nt
Organism: Phaethon lepturus (White-tailed tropicbird)
Lineage: Eukaryota; Metazoa; Chordata; Aves; Phaethontiformes; Phaethontidae
Gene: CLTB
Product: clathrin, light chain B
Biological process (GO): clathrin-dependent endocytosis; intracellular protein transport; clathrin coat assembly
Cellular component (GO): clathrin coat of trans-Golgi network vesicle; postsynaptic endocytic zone cytoplasmic component; clathrin coat of coated pit
Molecular function (GO): structural molecule activity; clathrin heavy chain binding
Source: RefSeq, a predicted model, not a curated record